Tremella mesenterica DSM 1558 is the source of this 1098-nucleotide messenger RNA. RefSeq lists its product as uncharacterized. Gene Ontology annotation, molecular function: protein-folding chaperone binding. NCBI's taxonomy places the organism in Eukaryota, Fungi, Basidiomycota, Tremellomycetes, Tremellales, Tremellaceae. Bases 1 to 1098 code for a protein of 365 amino acids. Gene Ontology annotation, biological process: translational initiation. The record is from RefSeq and is a predicted model, not a curated record. Gene Ontology annotation, cellular component: cytosol. The transcript is spliced from 7 exons.
AUGGUAAACAAUACAGAGUACUACAAGGUACUGGGUAUCAACAAAGAUGCUACCGAGGCAGAUAUCAAGAAAGCUUAUAAGAAAGAAUCUCUCAAAUGGCAUCCAGAUCGGAAUAUAGACAAAAGAGCAAUGGCGGAGGAGAAGUUCAAGAAGCUCGGUGAAGCCUACGAAGUCCUUUCCGAUCCCAACAAGCGCGAGAUCUACGACCAACUAGGGGAGGAAGGACUGAAAGGUGGUGGCGGUGGUGCCGGACCGGGGGGUGGUGCUGGUUUCUCUGGGUUCCCAGGUGGAGGAAGCGGGGGAUCAUAUCAUUUCCAAGCACACGACCCGAACGAUAUAUUCAACGCGUUCUUCGGCGGCGGUAUGGGCGGAAAUGGAGGUACAGAAGAUUUCUUCACGAACAUCUCAUCUGGAGGCACUGGUAGACCAAGUGGCCGUCGAGCUCGUAUGGGCGGGAUGGGCGGGAUGGGCGGGAUGGGAGGUAUGGGUGGUAUGCCAGGAGGCUUCGACAUGGGUGGAGGUUCCGCUGUCGCACCGCCACCCCCUGGGGAGGUCAUCAAACCUUUGGCAUUGACGUUGGAGGAGUUGUACAAGGGAGGGACGAAAAAACUAAAGCUUACGAAGCAUACGAGGACGGGUGGACAGGAGGAGAAGAUCUUAGAGGUGGCUUAUAAGGCUGGGUGGAAGAAGGGCACGAAGAUCAAGUUUGCUGGUGCGGGAAACGAAGAUGAACAUGGACAAUCUCAAACCGUUACAUUCGUAGUGGAAGAGAAGAAACAUACUCGAUUCGAAAGAGUGGACGACGAUCUUGUCAUAAAACUCAAUAUCACCCUCAGUCAGGCGUUACUGGGACCGGAUGGAGGUGGGCCUAUCGUCAAGGAAGUUGAACAAUUGGACGGGAGGAGGAUCAAGGUGACUUUGCCAGAGGGGCAAAUCGUCCAACCAGGACAAGAAACCAGAAUUACAGGAGAGGGAAUGCCGGUCUCUAAAGCUUCCUCAGCCAAACGAAAAGGAGACCUGGUCGUACGGUGGAACGUCGUCUUCCCUACUCGACUCACACCGCAACAGAAGCAGGCUUUACGUGCUGUUUUAGGAUGA